This is a messenger RNA of Lycium barbarum (goji berry), 1053 nucleotides long. RefSeq lists its product as uncharacterized. The record is from RefSeq and is a predicted model, not a curated record. The transcript has a single exon. Bases 1 to 1053 code for a protein of 350 amino acids. Lineage: Eukaryota; Viridiplantae; Streptophyta; Magnoliopsida; Solanales; Solanaceae.
AUGAGAGGCCUGAAUAGACAGGAUAAGCAGAGAGAGAUGAACCUAUUUCUGCAUAGAAGUAAUGCCGGUCUGUUUGGGCUCCUAGAGACAAAGUUUAAGAGAGCCAAAGCUACUCAAGCAGCUCUUAAUCUUUGUACUGGUUGGUCUUUCAGCUCGAAUCUGUCCCAUAUUCCAGGUGGGAGGAUUUGGUUGAUGUGGCAACACUUAAUAUUUAAUGUAAAUAUAUUAAGAACAACCGCUCAAUUAAUGCAAUGUGAAGUAGAGCAUACGGGUACAAGAAACAAGUUUAGUAUAACAGUUGUGUAUGGUUUUAAUGACCAGAUGUUACGAAGGGAUUUAUGGCAAGACGUAGAACAAAUUCAGGGCUCAGUACUAGGGGCCUGGGCUGUUAUGGGGGAUUUCAACUGUGUACUAAAGCGAGAUGAAAGAGUGGGACGUCCUGUCACAGCAGCUGAAAUUAGGGAUUUUAAAAGGUGUAUGGGUGUCGGCUACUUGGUUGAACUGAGGUCAUCAGGUGCGUUCUACACCUGGAACAAUAAACAAGGGGAUGAUAAAAGGGUAUAUAGUAGAAUAAACAGGGUCCUAGUUAGUGGAGCCUGGCUAACUCCACUACCGAGCUCUGAGGUUCACUUUGGGAAUGACGGACUUAUAGAUCACUGCCCAGCAAUGAUAAACUGGGAUGAUGCCAUCCAAAGGGCAAAACCCAGAUUCUACUACUUUAAUAUAUGGAGUCAAGCCUUGGACUUUCAGCAAAAAGUGAGGGAGAAUUGGACACAAAGAAUUGAGGGAACUAAAAUGUUCCAGCUGGUGGGCAAACUAAAUAGAUUGAAAGGUACCCUUAGAAGCAUAAACAAGAGACAUUUCAAUGAGGUAGAAAUCAAGGCAGACAAAGCAAAAGCAGAGCUGGAGGACUGCCAAACUGCCCUGCAGCAAAAUCCUACAAAUGCAUACUUAACUCGAGCAGAGAUACAGCCAGCAGCAACAUACCAUAAACUACAUCAAGCAAGGAUUCAAUUCUUUAAACAGAAAAGUAAGCUCCACUGGUUGACAUAA